Molecule: messenger RNA, 4463 nt
Organism: Chionomys nivalis (European snow vole)
Lineage: Eukaryota; Metazoa; Chordata; Mammalia; Rodentia; Cricetidae
Gene: Usp3
Product: ubiquitin specific peptidase 3
Exons: 15
Coding region: 210-2018 (602 amino acids)
Biological process (GO): protein deubiquitination
Cellular component (GO): cytoplasm
Molecular function (GO): cysteine-type deubiquitinase activity; zinc ion binding
Source: RefSeq, a predicted model, not a curated record
UCCGGAUUUCCACAUUCUCCGGAGCGGGGCGCCGGGAGACGGCGGGUGGCAAAACCCGGCGCCCGGAAGCCCUUGCUUUCUUUGACGCAAAGGCUCGGGACGAAGCAGCCACCGUCUGCCCAGCGCCGGGCUAGGAGCGACCCCAGACGGAGCCUCCGAAGUCCCUCCGCCCCACAGCUUCGGCCGUCCCCGCCGCCGUCCUCGUGGCCAUGGAGUGUCCGCACCUCAGCUCCAGCGUCUGCAUCGCCCCGGACUCAGCCAAGUUCCCCAACGGCUCCCCGUCGUCCUGGUGCUGCAGCGGUGAGUGCGGCCCCGGAGCUGGCCGGCCGCGCACCCGAGGUCCCGGCUCUGGUCCGGGCCUUGCCGUCGAAGGGCCGCGGGCAGGUGGCGCGCGGCCUCGGGGGAGGCUGCGGGGAGCGGGCCGGGCGCGCGGGGUUGAGGGGGACGCGACGCGGCGGGCGCGGCGGCGGCUCCUUUGUUUCGCGCGGCCCGACGGCCGGGCCGGCAGAGGAAAGGCCCGCGGGGGCCCGAGGCGAGCGCGCAGCGUGUGCAGGUCCAACAAAAGCCCCUGGGUCUGUUUGACUUGUUCAAGUGUCCACUGUGGAAGGUAUGUGAACGGCCAUGCAAAAAAACAUUAUGAAGAUGCACAGAUAACCUUGCCCAACCAUAAGAGGUCAGAAAAGCAAGAGAAAGCUCAGCAUACAGUGUGUAUGGAUUGCAGUAGCUACAGCACAUACUGUUAUCGCUGUGACGAUUUUGUGGUCAAUGACACCAAGCUGGGCCUCGUGCAGAAAGUGAGAGAACACUUACAGAACUUGGAAAACUCAGCUUUUACAGCUGACAGGCAUAGAAAAAGAAAAUUAUUGGAAAACUCAUCACUAAACAGCAAGUUAUUAAAAGUAAAUGGAAGUGCGACUGCCAUCUGUGCCACAGGCCUCCGGAAUUUGGGCAACACAUGUUUCAUGAAUGCUAUCCUUCAGUCACUCAGUAACAUUGAGCAGUUCUGCUGUUAUUUCAAAGAACUGCCUGCUGUGGAAUUACGGAAUGGAAAAACAGCAGGAAGGCGAACAUACCACACCAGGAGCCAAGGGGACAACAAUGUGUCUCUAGUAGAAGAGUUUAGGAAGACACUGUGUGCUUUAUGGCAAGGCAGCCAGACUGCAUUUAGUCCUGAAUCCUUGUUUUAUGUUGUCUGGAAGAUCAUGCCUAACUUCAGGGGUUAUCAGCAGCAAGAUGCCCACGAAUUCAUGCGCUACCUUUUGGAUCACCUACACUUGGAACUUCAGGGUGGCUUCAAUGGUGUUUCCCGAUCAGCGAUUCUACAGGAGAAUUCCGCUCUGUCUGCAAAUAACAAAUGCUGCAUAAAUGGAGCCUCAACUGUUGUCACAGCGAUAUUUGGAGGAAUUCUCCAGAAUGAGGUCAACUGCCUCAUCUGUGGGACAGAGUCAAGGAAGUUUGAUCCAUUCCUAGAUCUCUCCUUAGAUAUUCCAAGUCAAUUCAGAAGCAAGCGCUCUAAGAACCAGGAAAGUGGGCCGGUUUGCUCAUUACGAGAUUGUCUCCGAAGCUUCACUGACCUAGAGGAACUUGACGAGACAGAGUUGUAUAUGUGCCACAAGUGCAAAAAGAAACAAAAGUCCACAAAAAAGUUUUGGAUUCAGAAACUUCCCAAGGUGCUGUGCUUGCACUUGAAAAGGUUCCACUGGACAGCAUAUUUAAGAAACAAAGUUGAUACGUAUGUAGAAUUCCCGCUGAGAGGCCUGGACAUGAAGUGCUACCUACUAGAGCCGGAGAACAGUGGCCCGGAGAGUUGCCUGUAUGACCUCGCUGCUGUGGUGGUGCACCAUGGCUCUGGGGUUGGUUCUGGACAUUACACAGCAUAUGCAACUCAUGAAGGCCGCUGGUUCCAUUUCAAUGACAGUACUGUGACCAUGACUGACGAGGAGACCGUUGGGAAGGCGAAGGCCUACAUUCUGUUCUAUGUGGAGCGUCAGGCCAGAGCUGGAUCAGACAAACUUUAAUACUUCCUCUGACCACAGUUCAAUUGUACCGGACAAACAUUUCCAAUUUUCCAUAAAUACUUGAUCCAAGAGUUAAUUUCGUUAUGCACUUUUUCAAUUUCCAGUUUGGGGUUUAGUUUGGUCAGUGGUAGUGACUUACUCAAUAUGGGCACCAACUAAUUUUUGUUGUUGUUCUACCAGAAAACCUCAGCAGGCAUCUUGAUUGGCUGCUUUAGUUGUAAUAACUCAAGUUUUCUAUGUAGUUUCCAGGACUUAGUUCUGUUUGACUUUUUGUAUUAAUGUUUUCAGUUCUCACCAAGGCACAUGUGCUCUGUCCUCACAUUCUGGGAGCCACCCCACUUGCUGCCUUUCAUAGCAGUCAGGAUUGUGUACGCAGGACCUGUGGCCACGGGUCUCAGUGACUGCUCAGGAAUUACUUCUGACUGUAGGCGGUAGCUACUUGCCUGUGUCUCUGGGCUGCUGUUUCUCAGCGUUAAAUAAACCUGUCCGUUCUGUCGCAUCCAUGAUGAAGUCCCAGAAUCACUUGAUUUCUUGUUUCUGUUCUAUUAGUAUUUUCUUUGAGCAGAUUGGCUAAGAACACUGACUCAGCUUUGUGGUAGAGGUACAUUCCAUGAAGCGGGUUCUGUUUGCCCAGCAGAGGUGAGGUUGCCGUCCAGAGUGGACAGUCACCUGCCGUCAGGUGCUGCUGUGGCGCCUUCCAGACACAAGUGGAGUCAGUAUUGGCCUGAGAGCAGAGCCAGGUGAAAGUAUUUUUGUCUCUGAACAAGAAAUAGCUUCUAUUCUUGAAUUAAGUAGCUUAAAAAAAAAUUACUGUUCGCAAAAAUAGGUAGAAGCACUAUUUGUAUUCAACCCAAAUUGAAAUUUGGCCCAUUUAAAGAAGGCAGCUAAUGGCAAGUGCUGGAGGCCAGUGAUUGGAUUUGGGGAUGGAGGUAAUGCAGCCUGCAAGUCAAGAGUACAGAGCUCCAACACAGCUUGUUCCGUGGUCAUCUCUGAAAGGGACAAAAUGUACUUCAUGCAAACUUUGUAGCAAUCUUAUUUUUCUAUUUAGAGAAGAGUUUGGUAGCUUUCCUUGGCUACUGUGAAGCUGAUGGAGCACACACAGCCCAGUUCUGCUUUACUAUCAGCUGGAUGAAUCCUGCAUUCCCUCCGAGCAGAAAUGACAUACUGGAUCAGCACUUCAAUACAGACCUAACGUGAACCUAUCACGACAAUGGCCACAUUCCUCAGUCACAGUAGUCAUGGUCCCAGUGCUGGAUGCAGGCCAGUGCCUUUUCUACAGGGCAUGGGUUCUCUUGCACAACACUGACAAAAAAGUGGCAUUGUGUUUCCAUGAGAAGCCAUGGAGCUGUGCUGAGUUACAUGAGGUAGAGGCACGUGCAGUUAUCUCUGUCCUGCUGGUUUGACCCACAGAUGCAGGUGAUACAGCUGAGCCUGACUGUGAGUCUCAUCUGACCUUGGACAAGCUCAUGCAGAUCCAGACCCUUCUGCCUAGAAGGGAGACUCUAGACUCUGUGAACAAUGGCAUUUGUGUCUUGGCCUCUCAAGACUCAGACGGAGCAGCUGCUGUCAUCCCAGGUGGAACACAGCGGCAGAUUGGACUGUUUGUUGGCAUACAAGGGGAAUGCAUCAUCUCUGGGAAUUUUUGUAGUGUGUGUGUUUUUUUUUAAUUGCUUGAUUUUACUUAAGUAACAAUGUCUGAGUGGCGCCAUGAACUGCACCCAUUUGCAUUGUGCAUCUGAACAUCCAUGAUGUAAAUGUGCCUGUAUUUUAAAUCUGUGUAGCCUUAUCACACCUGUUAGACAAGCUCAUCUUUCUGUGCUGUUUACGGCUUUCCCUGUACCAUGCAUUCCAGCCUGCAUGCAGCUUUUUGCUCAGAGUUUAUGCUGAGGCAGGACCUCACACAUACCCUGUCCCAUCAGCCCCUGGGAACAGGAAACUCCAAGUCCUCCCACACAGGUGGGGAUAGAAACAGUUUGUGGCAACACAAGUCUCUCUCCAUGGUGGAGAAACCUAUGCUUAUCCACUGUAUUCUACUCAGUGUGUAGUGACGACAGAUGAUCAAUUAAACCAGUCACACGUGCUGGCCCUGGUUGAGUGUCGUGUGUCUCACCUGUGGAACCUACUCAACGUUAUCCCUUAAAGCCAACUUCCCUUUCUUUGGUUUAAUAUACAUAACCAGUCACCCGUUGUUACCUCCUGGUCCCUUGAGCUCUCUCAUGUCCCUCCUACUGCUUGAAGUCCCCUCUUGGAUCAGGCUCUGGAAAGGCUCAGGUAAGAACUGUUUCCAGAGCCAGAGCAUGAGUCCACAUGUGUCUGACUCACCGCUGGCAGUAUCCACAGGUGAAUGGUGGCUUGCCAAGAUCAUGUGCAUUAAAACUAGUAGUUCUUAUGAUGCCUGGAGGAGAUCGCUGUGCUCAUGACUCAUUUGUUCUCACCGAAAUCCCG